This is a messenger RNA of Cucumis sativus (cucumber), 826 nucleotides long. RefSeq names its product disease resistance response protein 206. Bases 65 to 640 code for a protein of 191 amino acids. NCBI's taxonomy places the organism in Eukaryota, Viridiplantae, Streptophyta, Magnoliopsida, Cucurbitales, Cucurbitaceae. The transcript has a single exon. The record is from RefSeq and is a predicted model, not a curated record.
AAACCUACUUUCCUUACACUUCACUUAGUGAAACAAAAAUUUGAAUUUUAACCAAAAAUCUUCAAUGGCUUUCUCAACAAAAAAUUGUAUUACUAUCACUGUUUUGGCUUUGUUCUUAUUCUCUUCUUCUUCAUGCUCGGCCUUACCUAUGGUGAAAAAGCAAAAACACAAGCCUUGUAAACAGUUGGUUCUCUACUUUCAUGACGUUCUUUACAACGGAAAGAAUGCCAAGAAUGCAACUUCCGCCAUCGUUGCAGCCCCAGAAGGUGCAAACUUAACCAUUUUAGCACCACAGUUUCGCUUUGGAAACAUAGUUGUUUUCGACGAUCCCAUUACUUUGGACAACAAUCUUCACUCGAAUCCGGUAGGUCGAGCUCAAGGGAUGUACAUUUAUGACACGAAAAACACUUUCACGGUAUGGCUUGCCUUUUCCUUUUCUCUAAACUACACGGCAUAUAAAGGUACCAUCAACUUCGUUGGAGCUGACCCAAUUCUGGUGAAAACUAGAGAUAUCUCUGUCGUCGGCGGCACGGGAGACUUUUUUAUGCACCGUGGUGUUGCUACCAUAAUGACUGAUGCUUUUGAAGGAGAAGUCUAUUUUAGGCUACGAGUUGACAUAAAAUUCUAUGAGUGUUGGUAAAUUUUAUCAAACAAGUUUCAUUUUAAUUUGCUCUUUCUAUCAUAUGCUCGUAUUUAAUCAUGUGAUGUAAUGUUCUAAAAAAAUCUUUGUUUUUGGUGUCUGUUGAGUAUUGAUCAUAAAGUUAAGAUCAUUUGCUAAAUUAUUGGUUUCAAUAAAAGUUAUGAUAGAAAAAUUUCUUAGAGUUAA